CCGCACCCCACAAUCCCCCAGAAACCAACCAUAACACAAACCCACCAUGUCCCACAACCCAAAGAACAACCGCGUACUGGCCGUAGUAGGCGUCGGCCCAGGCAUCGGCGAAGCAGUCUCGCGCCACUUCGCCUCAAAAGGCUUCAGCGUAGCGCUGAUUGCCCGCACAGAAGAUAAACUUCAAAAAAUCCAAGACUCAAUCAACGAGUCCUACCCCGGCUCGGCAAAAUACUACGUUACCGACGUCCGGGAUGAAUCUAGCGUGAUCAAGACCUUCGCUUCCAUCAAGGAAGAUCUCGGCCCCGUCCAUGUGCUAAUCUACAACGCCGGGUCGAGACGCAUUCGUCCCCGGACUAUCCUCGAGACGUCCUCGGAGGAAUUCGAGAAUUUUACCCGCAUCAAUAUGUUCGGUGCCUUUUUUGCCGCCAAGUGUGUCCUCCCUGAUAUGUUGGCCGCCGGGGAGGGCACUGUUAUCUUCACCGGUGCGACUGGGUCCAUUCGCGGGAGUCCCGGGUUGAGUAGCUUCUCGCCGGGGAAGUUUGGUCUUCGCGCCUUGUCGCAGACUAUUACUAGGGAGUUUCAGAGUAAGGGUAUUCAUGCGGCGCAUCUGAUUGUCGAUGGGCCCGUCCAGAGUGAUAUUAUUGGGGGGUGGUUGCGGAAGAAGUGGGAGAGGGAGGGUGAAUCAGAGAAGCUGCAGGAGAUGCAUCGGUAUGUUAUGCAACCUCGAGAUUUGGCGGAGAUUUAUUGGUUCUUGUAUACGCAGCCGAGGAGUACGUGGACGCAGGAGUUGGAUGUUCGGGCGGAGAAGGAGAGCAUGUUUUCGAAGUUGUAGUUGUGUAUAUCUGAAUAUUUACUUUCUAUAUAGUUUGGUAUGUGUAUCGGAGGUGAAGUUAAGCGGGGAGAGAAGAUGUACGUCAUACUCACGAUUGAACCAGAUAGUAAUCUUAUAAUCAUUUGCAAAGGAGAAGCAGUGAAACAUUCAACUCCCAGAAUGAUACCAGCUCCGCCUCUUAAUAUUCCCAAGUCAUACGAGACACUCCCCCUCACUGAUGUCAAGGUCUCGCAUCAUCCGGAGGGUGUCCCAGUAGCAACACCAGUAGUGGUGGUGACACUGAACCGACCGGACAAGAACAAUGCAUUUUCCACACAUCUUAUGGAUGCCUUCGAGAAGCUGUACCCACUGUUUGACGUGGACGAGCGAGUCAAGGUCGU
Messenger RNA from Aspergillus pseudonomiae, 1212 nucleotides. Its product is annotated as SDR family oxidoreductase. The record is from RefSeq and is a predicted model, not a curated record. Lineage: Eukaryota; Fungi; Ascomycota; Eurotiomycetes; Eurotiales; Aspergillaceae. The coding region runs from base 47 to 832 and encodes 261 amino acids. The transcript has a single exon.